Messenger RNA from Phyllopteryx taeniolatus (common seadragon), 6392 nucleotides. It is a transcript of the gene il12rb1, whose product is annotated as interleukin 12 receptor subunit beta 1. Gene Ontology annotation, biological process: cytokine-mediated signaling pathway. Gene Ontology annotation, molecular function: cytokine binding; cytokine receptor activity. The record is from RefSeq and is a predicted model, not a curated record. The coding region runs from base 4218 to 6173 and encodes 651 amino acids. Lineage: Eukaryota; Metazoa; Chordata; Actinopteri; Syngnathiformes; Syngnathidae. Gene Ontology annotation, cellular component: signaling receptor complex; external side of plasma membrane. The transcript is spliced from 19 exons.
AUAGGCUCCAGCACGCCCGCGACCCUAGUGAGGAGAAGUGGCUCAGAAAAUGGCUGGAUGGAUGGAUGCUCCUCUUGUGGUUAGCAGUCAUGACAGAUUCAUGUGUAACACUAUGUUUCAGUGAAUUGCAUUUCUGGUUCUUUGAUUAUCAUCUCAUUGUUUCUCUGCCGUUCUGUGGUAACACCACAAACAAAAAAUGGCUACUAGAAAAAGUAAAACACACUCAUAAAGUUAUUCUAAAGUAAGUCAGUAUUCUCACUGAGCUGAUAUCUCAGAAUCCAAAUAAUAAACAUUUCCUGAACAUAGGCUGCUACAAAGGUUGCGCUUACAUCAUGACAGUUUUGCUCAAUGACAGGUACUUUCACUGCCUAAGGUCAAAAUACACUAUCCGCAUUUUAGUUGAAGUUAUAGUUCCUGUUCACAGUUUAUAUUUCCUGUCAUGGUUGUAGAGAGAUUUAGACCGAAAUCAAACACAUUCAUAGCAGAUUGACAUUACCAGUCUGGAGAAUAAGUUCAAGGGGAAGGAGAUGGUGCCCAAACCUCUUUGUUUGAUUUUGAUGAUAGCAUCACACUUGGUCGUCAAUGGCUGCAGCCGAGCAGAUGUCGCAGGGAUCCUGGGUCACAACGUCACACUUCAGUUCAGAUUUAACACCAGCGUCACUGAUCGCAGCAAUAUUGCAGUUUACUUACAGGACAACAAAAAGGCACAGUACUGUCCUUUGGAAGGUUGCCCGAGAGAACGUGGUUUUGAAGUUUACCCUAAAAAUUAUUCUAUAUUUUUCCACAUUACAAACCUCACACAAGGUCACAGCGGAACGUACAAGGCUACACUCUUCCCCAAAAAUGGACCAGUCGAGAAAAGUAAUACAGUGCACCUGAUCAUUCAGGAGGAGAAAAUCAACAACACCGUUUCUCAUGCACAGGAGAACAGAAAUACAACCAAAUAUCCACCAAACAUUUUUUCCAGUGCGAUCAUCGCCGUACUUGUGGUUUUACCCGUGGUCUUGUUGGCGGCUUCUCUGCCCUGGUUCUUCUGGUGUUGUGUCCGAGUCAGAGCCAAUAAAGCGCAACAAAACUCCCCACCCGCAACACAGGUAGACAGUGUGGCAUCCAAUAACAUGCAAGAGGGCGCAUUUGCCUACAGUGUAAUAGACUUUCCUAAAAGAGAGGUCACGAUGUUGGACAGCAAGCCAAAUGAUACAGAAUAUGUCCGGGUUCACCACCACCCUCUUCAAAAGUGAAUGUAAACAACUGGUCUUGCUGUGAAUGGCUGGCGUCCACUUCAGGGUGUCUCCCACCUCUCACCCAGAUGCAGCUGGGAUAGGCUCCAGCACGCCUGCAACCCUAGUGGGGAUAAGCGGUACGGUCUUGGUCUAAGCACCGGUCUGUGAUAGUAAGCAAAGGUUUGUCAAAUGUGCUGUACAUAAAUAAAUGUAAACUUAAUAUUUUAAUUGAUAAACUUUUUGAAAAUAGAAAUGGUUUGGGAUUGUAUCUAAUUUAAAUUUAGAAUUUCCAGGACGUAUGAGUAACUAUACUUCUGAGAAGGUGUGAAGUGUCAUCAAAGUUUUGGUUUUAUUUCCUGUAAUGGUAUCAUCAUGGUGGCGUAGUGGUUAGCACAUCUUGCCUCACAGUCAGACCUUUGAAACAUCUCUUUGUGAAUUUUACAUGUUCUCUCUGUGCUUGCGUGAGUUUUCUCCAGUUUCAAUUAGUAUAUGCUUCUUAGGUUAUUUGAAGUCCAUUGGUGAGAAUGUGGCGGCACGGUGGCCGACUGGUUAGAGCGUCAGCCUCACAGUCACAGCCUGAGGACCGGGGUUCAAUACCCGGCCCCGCCUGUGUGGAGUUUGCAUGUUCUCCCCGUGCCUGCGUGGGUUUUCUCCGGGCACUCCGGUUUCCUCCCACAUCCCAAAAACAUGCAUGAAUUGGAGACUCUAAAUUGCCCGUAUGCAUGACUGUGAGUGUGAAUGGUUGUUUGUUUCUAUGUGCCCUGCGAUUGGCUGGCAACCAGUUCAGGGUGUACCCCGCCUCCUGCCCGAUGACAGCUGGGAUAGGCUCCAGCACGCCCGCGACCCUAGUGAGGAGAAGCGGCUCAGAAAAUGGAUGGAUGGAUGGAUGGUGAGAAUGGGAGUGUGAACGGUUUGUCUAAUUAGUGCCCUGCGAUUUAAUGGCAGCCGCUGUACACUGCCUCUAACCCUAAGUUAACUGUGAUCGCCUCCGCCAUGACCCUAAUGAGGACAAGUACUAUAGUUCUCUUAUUGUACAUUGUAUUUUCUAAACAGACCAAAAAUGGCUGCCUACCAGUUACAGACAAGCAGGGGAGAGAAAUGACACAAAAAAAUGAUGCAGUUGGAGUUUGCCUUUUGACAAUGUCGAAAAUAUCAUCACAUGAUGCUUCACGCAAGAUUUGAGUUGUAUGGAAGUGAAGUUAGCAGAAGUGAAGUAGAACAACUACAGUAACAGAUGACAGUCUGCAGAAGACAUGUAUAUUCCACUAUCAUUUGCUUCUUUCACUAUAAGACAAUGUUAUAGAAAUAAAUUGGCCUCUGAUAAUGUUAGUAAAUAUAAAUACUGUCUAUGUAAUGUGUGUACCAAAGUGUAAGUUCACCUGGGGAUGCUAAGACACUCCCAAUUCAGGAGUAAGCUUGCCAUUAGGACAACACAGCAGCGGGACCACGAUGUGCGAGUAGAUCAAACACCCAAUCAGAUCCACCGACCUGCAACCUGCCUACAAGAGUAUUAAAGCUUUGCAAGCCAUAGCGUCGGAAUCAGAAUCAUCUUUUUUGGCGAGGUAUGUUUCAACGCACAAAUUGUCUCCAGUAGUUGAAGCCGGUCACAGGCAAGGUGAGUGAUGGGGCCCUCCUUACGGCCUCGGAUGCAAUUGACUCGGUGGUUGGAACUUUUGAGGGCUUGUUUUACUUGGUGAGCCACCUGUCAAUGAGUUGGUGCCCUCAGUUGAGCAGGUUUGUGCUGCACAGCUGAUAUCAAAAGGUGACAAAACACCAUGUACUUAAGUACAAGGAGGCCUACAGAUACUUGUGUUUAAAAAAAUAAAAAAUACAAAAAAAAUACAAAAAAAUCUGGUUCAAGUAGAAGGAUUGAUUCAACUCCUUUACUUGAAGGGAAGUUUGCCAUUUCAAAACUGCUAGCAAUAUUUGAAGGUAGGCCCACUUAACUAAUCCUCCCACCACCCCCACGCCCACCCCCAAGUCUCUGAGCAAAGCCACGCCCCUCACUAACUUGAACGUGCACUGUAAACAAGCUGAUGUUAGCCACAGCUCCUGCUGCUGUUGGUAGCACGACUUAUUCGUGAUGGUGUUGCUACAACACAAAAUGUUAUCGGUUUCAAGUUUUAUUUAUUGGAAUGUACCAUCAAUUAAAAUUCAACAAGAGGUGUUAAACUUACCCGUCGAGCGGAACUGUUGCUAAUUCCGUGUUUAGGGGACAAACUUUUGCUUUAAGCUCAAUUCUGACAGGAUAAUCAGCACUGAACUGAUAAAAGUUCCUUUGCUGAAUUUGACCGGAAAAUAUCGUCAUGUUUAUCGGUAUGUGUACCCACAGUAUAUCAGGUUCACUGUAAUUGACAAGUAAACAGGUCAGGGUGUAUUCAGCCACUCACAAGUCAGCUUAAGAGAUAAUUUAACCAACUGACUUAAUUGUUGCUAUGGCAAGGAAACUAUUUUGUAACAUUAGGCGACAUCAGAGCUCAGUGAUCAGUUUAACAGAGACUGCUCAUUAGUGGUUGAAAGAAGUUUUCACUCUUGUCCUGACUGACUCAGCAAUAUACACUGACAAUUAGUCAAGCCAUUACCAAGUAGGUAAUAUUUCUGGUUGUUGAGGUAAGCUUUUGGGAGCAAACAAAGUUGUCGAAAUACUGAAAUGAAAACACAGAAGCUAAAGAAUGUCUUCUUUCACAAUGAAAGUGUGUCUGUGUAAAUGCUUGUAUGGGCGGUGUCACAAACAGACAGACGGUACAGUGUAUGAUGUCACGGAAGCCAUCAGUAUACCAAACCUUUGUUCGUCUCUAUGAGAAUGUGUUGGUCUGCUGACACGUGGUUUUCUUCACCUCAUAGAACCCCACAAACCUGGAACCUGUGACAUUUAUGAGAAACAGAUCUUGGUUAUGUGAAAGCAGGUUGAAUGUAACACCUCUAUAUCUCUCUUUCACACACACACACAAGCACACACUAGAGAUCUGUUAUCUUGUAAAAUAACUGGAACUCAUGGAAACCUUGGGCUGGAAUUCACCCCUCCGAUACAUUGCGAUGUUGCUUAUAUUUCCUACAACUUCCAGCAAAGGGUCAGAAUGUGAGGCUCCUUCAAGUCCUCAGUGCUUCAGAAGAAACAACGAGGAGACUGUUUAUGAGUGUGAAUGGCAAAUGAAUACAACACAGAGAGAUGUGACAUUUGACCUCUACUUCAGCAGUGACAUAAGAUUUGAAAACAUUCAAGAAACCCGCAAAGAGAUCAAUGACGAGGACCUCAUCAAAAAUGAACAUGUUGACAUUUGGGUGGAAGCUCAAGCAGGAGAAUCUGUGUGCACCUCAACCAGCACCUCUGUUAUACUUAACGAAACAGUUAAAUUUGAAGCACCACAAGACAUUUCAGUGGCCUGGUUUCAAAACCACCUCAACGUGACCUGGAACGCUGCAGAGAAAUACCCGGCCUUGGCUGAGGUCUGGUUUCAAAUAGAUGAAACAAAGCCGUGGGAAAAGAGACUGAACACCACACAGUUCACGCACAGUCAGAAGGCAUACCAGUUACUUGUUGAAAAUCUGCAGAAGCAUACAUCCUACCAGCUGAAACUCAGACAUCGGACCAAAGUGACCCGUAACCCGCUGUGGAGCGAUUGGUCUCCACUCGUGAUUGUUCCUGCAGAGCUUGAAGAUAAAAUGGAGGUUAACGUGACAUUGGAAAAGUUAGAAGGUGCAAGGAAGGUCACUCUCAUAUGGAAGCCGGUUCACCAUGCAGCAGCAGUACCCGAAGUGAACUACAUCCUGAGGGACACACAGUCUUCCAGAGGAUGUCCUUGUAUGAAGACCCAUCCCACCAACAGGACAGAGUACACAGACUAUGUUUCCUACUCUCCGGUAAACUUCUCUGUUAUUGCCAGAAACGCAGCAGGCUCUUCUCCCACAGCCAUCAUACACAUCCCAGCAGAACCUACUCCCGAUUUAAAACCUUGUAAUAAAACAUUACUGGAUAAAAAACUGAACAACACCACCUGCCACGAGUGGUACAAACAACAAGAUGGAGACUUAAGGCUUGUGGCAAGGAAGACUAAAAGAGACAUGAAGCAUUUUAGAAACAGCAUCGAGGACUAUGUGGGUUACAUUUACUUUGAGCACCUGUGCAUCAACGAGAGACCAAAGACUGUUCAAAUGUGCCUCUUUUAUAAAAAUGAAAAUGUUCCAAAAAUAGCUCCCCAAGACUUGUUCACCUAUAAUGAAACACAUACUUCUGCCUCACUGUCUUGGAAAGCCAUUCCCACUGAGGACAGGCGAGGUUUCCUCACACAAUACAAUGUGUGCAGUGUGCAAAUAAGUUCUGAGGAUGAGCACUAUCAUUGUCACAGCGUACCAGCUUCCUCUGUGGAAUACCAUCUGGACAACUUGACACCAGUAACAAAAUACAUCACUGUAGCAGGGGUGACACGAGCAGGAGAAGGUCCGAAGGCCACAGUAACGUUCAGCACACAGCCAAUGAAUCCUAUGAAAGAAUGGUUCAAACUUGCCGUGGUUAUGGCAUUCCUGUUCAUCUUUCUUUUAAUAGUGUGCACGUGUGUCUGGAAAAGAAUGAAAAAGAAGAUGCUUCCUCCAGUACCAAAGCCUGGGAUUACUUGGGAUUUUCCCUCUCAUCCAACAUUGAACAUUGAGCAGAAAAAGCUGGAGGAGAAGGAGGAGGAAGUGGUGCAUGAAGUUACACUGCAGCAGUUGCAGUCAAAGGAGCACGGACUAAGUGAAGAUGCAGAGGAGACCAACGUGUCAUUAAAAAUUUUUAUGAAGCGGACAAGGGUGUCUUACGGGAGCAGCGACGAUCCUUUGAGACCUUCUGCUAUUCAACAAACACUGAGGGGUUCCAAAGAGGAGGAAAUGCCAUGCAUGGAACAAGAGGAUAUGCUUGGUUUGCUGCUAUACAGGAAAGGAUUGGUGUUUGAUAUGAAGACGGACGAGUGUUAAAUUGAUUACUCUGAGAUCAUGUAUAUUUUCUCCAGAACUGUUCAAUCACCGUCUUAUUUACCUCAUUUUCCAACCAAAGAACACCUCAAAAUAUGUCAGGAUCAAGGAUGAGGUUUAGCCAUUUGUGACCGUAAUAUGGAUUUUGAAUAAAAAGCAUUUAAGAAGAACAUAGUUUAUGCUUGAGUUUUCCACUGGGAUCAAUAAAGUCUGAGCAAAUGG